This is a messenger RNA of Mizuhopecten yessoensis (Yesso scallop), 1651 nucleotides long. Its product is annotated as solute carrier family 25 member 44-like. NCBI's taxonomy places the organism in Eukaryota, Metazoa, Mollusca, Bivalvia, Pectinida, Pectinidae. Gene Ontology annotation, biological process: branched-chain amino acid catabolic process. Gene Ontology annotation, cellular component: mitochondrion. The record is from RefSeq and is a predicted model, not a curated record. The transcript is spliced from 6 exons. The coding region runs from base 548 to 1549 and encodes 333 amino acids. Gene Ontology annotation, molecular function: branched-chain amino acid transmembrane transporter activity.
UUGAAAGGUCAACACAUCGGCUGAAAGUCGAUAGACACGGUGUGCGGUUAUGUUGUAGUCCUAUUGAGACAGGCUGUGUUCAUCUGUUGAAACAUCGACACCCGAAGAUAUUUUUUUAAAGAAUCAAUAUGACUGAAUGAUUGGAAGCCAGAGAAAUCUAGGCCUGUGGAUUCCACUUAGUUGUGCGCAACAGACAUUUACUUUGAGAUCUUGGAGUUUACAAAAUAAAUAAAUAGUGUAUUAAGUGUUAAAGGCCAAUUCAUAAACAAAGUGCAUAUCAUAUCACAUUAUGUUGACUUGACAAACAUUUCUGAUGGCUGAAAGUAAAAACAAAAUACACGGAUGUACUUUGACAAAUAGGAUUGCACUGAUUUGUUUCUAGAAGAUAUUUCAGACCAAAAAAUAACUUCUUUUUUUUUGAAAGAGGCUGAUUAUGAGAAAACUAUUGGCUAAGAAAAAGGCAAUGUAACUUUUGUGUAAAUACAGUCCGAGUCACUUGAACGAGGUGUUUCCACUUUAGAGGCUAGAGCUAGUGGCAGCCUUGACCAUGUCUGAGGAGGAGGUGGUAGAACGGAAGUUGCGGAUUGUCCAGCUGGACAUGAUGGACAAAAGGAAGUAUUACCCAAUGUCUCUGGGAAGUAGUCUCCUUGUCCGCUUCAUCCAGUACCCCCUGACCUUAGUCAGAACGAGGCUACAGGUGCAACAUGGGAAGGAUGUGUACAAAGGAACAUUUGAUGCAUUGGUCAAAAUCCGCGCCACAGAAGGACUCAACGGACUUUAUCGUGGGUUUGGCGUUCAUAGUAUACAGGCUGUUAACUCUCUAGUCUAUAUUAGUAUCUAUGAAAACAUUAGACAAAUAAUGAUGAACCAGGCCAACCUACAAACAUUUGAAUACAAAAGUUACCUGAGUAGUUUUGUGGGAGGUUUUUCCGCCAGUUUUGUUUCCCAGACCAUCGCUGUGCCGACUGAUAUUGUAUCACAGCAUAUGAUGUUACUGGGGCAGAACAAACAACGAGCUGAACCAGUGCCUAACAAAGUUAAAGUAAAACUGGAGCGUUUACAAGGAAUUCAUAUACAGGAGAAGGGGAAGAAGGUGGAUGUGGUGAAAGCCAUCGUGUCCGAGGUGUACCGAAAAGAGGGCGUCGGUGGUUUCUACCGCGGAUACUUCAUAUCUCUAUCCGUGUACGGUCUGGGCAGCUCCCUCUGGUGGCCUUUUUAUGAAUUUUAUGCUAAUAACCUGGUGCCCACCAGUCCACAUUGGGUGCCACAGACGUUGGUCCAUGGGAUCUCGGCGUCGAUGGCCGGGAUUACCUCUGUCACAAUAACCAACUCCAUGGAAUUGGUGCGCGUCCGAAUGCAGGUAGGCCGUUCUGAUUUCAAGGACACUGUUAAAAAAACGUGGAGAGAGGAAGGACUAGGAAUCUUCACCAAGGGACUCACAGCGCGCAUUAUCAAUGUUGUACCUUUUAGCUUCCUCAUCAUGACCUCCUAUUCAACAAUUAAACACCUCAGCCUCAAGGACGAGUACAAGGAGCAGGUGCACUGGUGACAUCACUGGUUACCUCCCCUGAAACAGCAGUACCCUCCCCUGACUGUGUAGAUGACACUAGUGACAUCACUGGUUACCUCCCCUGUCCGUAGAUGACACAGC